Messenger RNA from Phialemonium atrogriseum, 921 nucleotides. RefSeq lists its product as uncharacterized. NCBI's taxonomy places the organism in Eukaryota, Fungi, Ascomycota, Sordariomycetes, Cephalothecales, Cephalothecaceae. Gene Ontology annotation, cellular component: GINS complex. The transcript is spliced from 2 exons. Bases 114 to 791 code for a protein of 225 amino acids. The record is from RefSeq and is a predicted model, not a curated record. Gene Ontology annotation, biological process: mitotic DNA replication initiation.
CAGUCGCGUCAGGCAUCGCGACUUUCCACCCACGGAAUCUUGCCCAGUUGUAAACGGCGGCAACCAACAAAAUCGGCUCUCUUGGCCACUUAUAAGGCCAAUUGUCUACAGCCAUGUCAUAUUACGAUAUUGAUGCCAUCCUCACGGAUGCAGAGAAAAUACCCUGUACCUUCGAGAUCGACGUCCCCAGCCUCGGCUACCUAGACAACAGCCCCUCGCAGCCGCUCAAAUCCGGCACGCAGCUCAACCUCCCCCUCUGGCUAGCCGAGAUGCUCGCCCUCGCCAACACCCACAGGGCCGCAACGACCACCGACGACGACAACCCCGACGGCGACCCGGACGAGGCCCGCUCCUUCGCGACGCUCAACCUCCCCCCGGCUCUCUCCAACGACGUCGCCCAGGCCCUCAAGGCUGACCCGCGCGCCGUCGCCCUGCGCGACCAGAGCGCCCACUUCUACGGCCUCGCCGCCCGCAUGCUCGACCUGUUCGAGGAGCCCGAUCUCGCCGCCGUCCUGCGCCGCACCUUUGCCGCUCGCGCCGCUGAGGUUGCCCUGCACGCGCGGAAGGCCGGCGGUGGUGGUGGUGGUGUCGCGGCGGCGAAGGGGUCCUCGGGGGGUUCGUCCGCCGCUGCGGCCGCGGCUGGGGCUGACGAGGGGAGCAAUCUCGGGGUCGGCGGGGCGGGUGGGGAGUUCCUCAGGGGGCUGGAUGAGUGGGAGAGGAAGCUGUUUAGGAAGGCGCACGAUGGGACGAGGGCUGGGAGGGAGUGGAUGGAUGGUGUGAAGAGGCGCUGAGGGGACACCACGUCGAGAGGGCCUUCUGUACCGUGACAAAGAGGACGAGUCAUGCACCAAAUAUCCUCGACAACGAAGCUACACCUAGCCGGUCGAGAGACACUUGGAGGGGUUGAGAGGAGGACCACGA